Lodderomyces elongisporus is the source of this 1968-nucleotide messenger RNA. RefSeq lists its product as uncharacterized. The transcript has 3 exons. Bases 1 to 1968 code for a protein of 655 amino acids. The record is from RefSeq and is a predicted model, not a curated record. Lineage: Eukaryota; Fungi; Ascomycota; Pichiomycetes; Serinales; Debaryomycetaceae. Gene Ontology annotation, biological process: regulation of transcription by RNA polymerase II. Gene Ontology annotation, molecular function: DNA-binding transcription factor activity, RNA polymerase II-specific.
AUGACUCUUUUGUUCAAAAUGUACGGAUUAACUUAUCGUGGUAAAGCCGCGCUUCCAUCGUCAGAAGCUAAAACAAGGCAGUGCAUCUAUCCCAAUUAUGUAAAAGAAUCAAAAGCAACAGAACCAGCACCAGCAACUGCAACAGCAACUGCAGGGGUUGAAUAUCACCAACAUACUAGUCAAAUUAAUAAUGUACCACUGCUAUCGCAACCGCAACCACAACCACUGUUGCAACAGGAAAUGAUGUUUGACGUUGAUGUGGGUCAACACCCGGCACAAUUCCCAAUAGAAUCAAUUGACAGUUUGGAGUUGUUCUGUGCAGAAGAAGAAUUAAAUAAGCCCAGAUUUGAAUUGAUUGAUAUAACACCUCUGUCUGUUUCAACGGCAACAGAUUCAUUAACAGAGCAAUUGCAUUACACGGACUUAUUUGACCACGAGACUCAGGAGGCAGUUUCGCCUUGGGGCCACUCCAUUGCAACCACAUCCUCUUCUGGUAGCCCAUCACAUCUUUAUUCCAAUAGAGUUCUUAAUAUCUUAAACGAGGAACAUGACAAAGUUGCGGAAACUAAUGAGGUUGAUCAUCUUACUCGGAACUUUGUCCUUACGCAAGCCUCAAAUAUAUUAGGGAUUCUGAGAUUUGAAUUGCGAUUACUCAAAUUCUUUGAUGAAGCUUGUGUUCCGCUUUUCUCGUAUGAAGUAAAUGAUGGAAUCCACAAUGCUUGGAAAUAUAAGGUACCACCCUUGUUCCUCGAGAGCGACUUGGUUCGUCGGUCGAUGUUUUCGUUUGCUGCUAUGGGUCUUAGUGCAACCAUGGAUUUGAACCUUUUACAAUUGGGAGAUAAUUACGAAUAUGGAGAAGACCAAGCUAGACUAUUACAAGCAGAGUCAACACUGCAGCAAAAUUCACAUCCCAAUAAGUUUCCGAGAUGGAUCCAGGAUAUUGGAUCAAACAUUGAAGUUUACGAUUUUGAUACCGAUUGUAAGCUGAAUAUGUUUCUGCUAACUACAAAGUACUUUCUUGAUGCAUUGAGCAAGUCUCAGGAAAAAAUUGGGCAAGCGACAUCUCAAAAGUAUGGAUUUGAAGAUCCAUUUAUAGCCAAAGAGCUUACAGUUUCUAGUAUAUUGAUUUUCUCAUUUUUGGGAAUACAACCGAAUCGCUUGAUUAAAUUGAUCAAUUUCGAAACAAAUGGCAAAUGCAAAUCCAAUUCAAAAGAUAACUUUGAAUGCGAACUAGAGCCUAACAAUGAUCCUCAAGUUGAACCCAGAGAUAAUCCCGAGGAUGAACCUGAGCCGGAUAUGAUCAAGGUUUCUAUUGGGGUGAGGGAAACCAUAAUAAGCUGUAGCUCUACAGUUUUACAAACUGAUCUUUGUGGUCUUUUGUUUUUCCGCGCCAGCUUUGAAGUUGGGUGUCCAUCACUUAAGGAGUGUCGAUAUCCAGUAAUAAGAGAUCUUGUAAUGCAUUUGUACGAGUUUGAUGAGGUUUCAGAGUUUGGCACACUUGACGAGCACAAUGAAUCUAGAAAUGUCGAUGAAUUCGACUCCGAAACAGCUCUGGAAUUGGAAGCGUUGAAGGGUGCUAUAACGUCUUUAAUGCUUGGAAUGUAUGGUACGCUGUACCACAAAUUCCCCAUCCCGUUAUUUCGAUUUCUCAUGGUGAUUAAAGAUGAUUUCCAGUCUUUACUAUAUAACAAACACCCAUAUGCAUUGCGUAUAUUGUUUGUUUAUUCGUGCUUAAACUCAUUUGCGCGCUUCCAAAUGUAUAAUGACCACAACAUGUGGAGAGACUACAUCUUGUGGUAUAAGGAAGAAGUACAAAAACAAGGAUGGAGAUGGUAUGACAUGGAUGAAUGUUUGUAUUAUUUAGUUGUGGAAAAGUACUACUUAAUGAUCCAAUAUGCCGACUUUCCACAAAUUGAUCCAAUAAAGAUUUGCGCUGAAGAGGACAACCAAAUGGCAGUAGAUAUAUAA